AUGAGACGCAACGCUCGACAACGUCAAUUAAAUAACAACUUAAGUGUUUUACCAAUAUUUACACCACUCAAUCAUUAUAAAAUCUAUCAUAUAAAUGAAUUAACAACGACUAUGCUUUUACAUGCUCUUAUUGCUUUCGCAAAGAAAACAGCAAACUAUACAAUCGAUACAGAAGAUGAUUAUUUUACAAACGAACGAGUAUUAAUUCAAAUUGAGUUGAUUUAA
Molecule: messenger RNA, 225 nt
Organism: Rotaria sp. Silwood2
Lineage: Eukaryota; Metazoa; Rotifera; Eurotatoria; Philodinida; Philodinidae
Source: the annotation of a GenBank genome assembly